GCCCCCCAACUCGCCCCGCCCCGCCCCAACGGCCGCCGCGGCCGCCGUCAGCACCGGACGAGGCGCGGCCGCAGGACGCCGCAGAUGCCGCCCCGGGUCCCUCGCCGCCAGGGCCGCCAGCCGGCCCCGGCCAGCGCCAUGGAGAAUGGAGCCAGCAGCCUGGUGACCUCAUCCUCCACGGCCACCUUCAAGGAAGAACUGCUGUGCCCCAUUUGCUAUGAGCCUUUCCGGGAAGCCGUGACACUUCCCUGUGGCCACAACUUCUGCAAAGAUUGUGUGAGCCGUUCCUGGGAGCACCGGCACCACCUGUGCCCUGUUUGCAAGGAGGCCUCCUACGACAAUGACCUUCGCGUCAACCACACGCUCAACAAUCUGGUGGAGAUGGUCCUCCAGGAGGAAGGGCAACGGCAAGGUCCGGUGGCCGCCCUCUGUCCCCUGCAUCAGAAAGAAGCCACGCUCUUCUGCCUGGAGGAUAAGGAGCUGGCGUGCUGUGUCUGCCAGAGCUGCAGGCAGCAUGAAGGGCACAAGAUGCGGCCGGUGCAGGAGGUGGCAGCCAACUGCAGGGCCAAGCUGAAGAACAUGGAGACCUCCCUGCGGGAUAAGGCGAAGGAUUUUGGAGCUGUGCAUCGGUCCUACGAGGCCAUCUUGGGACACAACGAGGUGGAAGCGGUGCGGCUGGAGGCGCGGAUCAAGAGGGAGUUUGAGAAGCUGCACGAGUUUCUGCGGGGCGAAGAGAGGGCACUGCUGGCCCGGCUGCAGGAGGAGUCAUGGCGCAAGCGCAGCUUCAUCGAGGACAAGAUGAACCAACUGACGGAGGAGAGCCGAGCCCUCCUCGAUGAAGCCCACCGGCUUGAGGCAGACCUCGAGGGGGAUGACUGCACCUUGCUCCUGAGUCACAAGACCCGCAAGCACAGGAUUGCCUGCACGGCUGAGGAGCCGGAGGCUGUGCCUUUGGGGAUGCUGCUUGAUGUUUCCAAGUACCUGGGCUCUCUGCAGUACAAUGUUUGGAAGAAAAUGCUGGACAUCAUCACCGUAGUCCCCUUUAGCUUCGACCCCAAUUCUGCAGCGGGCUGGCUCUCGGUGUCCGAGGACCUCACCAGCAUCACCAAUGGGGGCUACGAGCUGCGGGUGGAGAACCCUGACCGCUUCACCUCGGCCCCCUGCAUCCUGGGCUCCUGUGGCUUCUCCACUGGCUUCCACACCUGGGAGGUGGACCUGGGCAGCAUCAUGAACUGGCGGGUGGGGGUGGCCCAGCGGCGUGGUGGCACCCACUGGACCUUCCACCACGAUGCUCGCUCCGGCUUCUGGUACAUCUACCGCCUGCCUGGGAAGGAUGGCGAGACGUGCCGAGCAUCCAACGCAGCACGUUCAGAGGCAGCACCAGGCAACCUGAGACGAAUCCGGGUGGAGCUGGACUGCGAUGAAGGGGAGCUCUCCUUCUACGAUGCCGACCGCAAGACCCACAUCUACACGUUCCAUGAGAAGUUCAGUGGCACUGUCUUCCCCUACUUCUACGUGGGAGGUACACCCGUGGGGAUGCUGCCUGAGGCGCUCCGCAUCUGUCCUCUCCAGGUCCGCAUCUGCGAGGAUGUCCCUGUCUAGUAGCCACCAUCUCCUGCUGCCAGCACCACUUCUGCCUGCCUUUGGGGUUCUCCAGGUGCUUUUUCAUCUUUCCUCAGGAAAAAGAAAAAAAAGAAAAAAGGGAAGAAAGAAAGAAUAUGUGUAUUUUCUGCCUCUUUUUAAAAAUUCGUUAAUAAAGAUUUUGUAUUUCUGGUAUAGCA
Molecule: messenger RNA, 1781 nt
Organism: Falco peregrinus (peregrine falcon)
Lineage: Eukaryota; Metazoa; Chordata; Aves; Falconiformes; Falconidae
Gene: TRIM35
Product: tripartite motif containing 35
Exons: 7
Coding region: 85-1602 (505 amino acids)
Biological process (GO): positive regulation of apoptotic process; innate immune response
Molecular function (GO): protein binding; zinc ion binding
Source: RefSeq, a predicted model, not a curated record